Alternaria infectoria is the source of this 2379-nucleotide messenger RNA. RefSeq lists its product as uncharacterized. The coding region runs from base 1 to 2379 and encodes 792 amino acids. Gene Ontology annotation, biological process: carbohydrate metabolic process. The transcript has 3 exons. Lineage: Eukaryota; Fungi; Ascomycota; Dothideomycetes; Pleosporales; Pleosporaceae. The record is from RefSeq and is a predicted model, not a curated record. Gene Ontology annotation, molecular function: alpha-L-fucosidase activity.
AUGCGGUUAUCACAGAUUGGAUCGCUUCUAGCGACCUUUCCUGCGAAUGGUAGCAACAUCAUCCGUACCACCUAUCCUCUUGGAAAUGGACGUCUUGGUGCCAUGCCAAUUGGCCCACCCGGUGCUGAGACGCUCACCCUGAACUUGGAUACAUUGUGGUCAGGAGGUCCUUUCAAUGCAUCGAAUUACACGGGCGGUAAUCCGACCUCUUCGAAAGCAGCAGCAUUACCGGGUAUCCGCGACUGGAUCUUCACCAAUGGAACGGGAAACGUGACGGAACUGCUGGGCUUAGACGCUUCGUAUGGCUCGUACCAAGUGCUAGGAAACUUAAGUGUGUCAAUGCCGUCGAUAGCAGAUUCCGAUGUUACCGACUAUAUGCGGACAUUGAACCUGAGCAAUGGCGUCCAUACCACGGCGUUUAGCGUGAACGGUAGCCUUGUCGAGACCGAAACGUUCUGCUCGUUCCCAGAUCAAGUCUGCGUCUAUUCGGUUCGCUCGUCAGGUCAGCUGCCAGCGCUGGAAGUGAGACUGGACAAUACACUCAUUGAGCCGGAGUUGCGCAACAUUACAUGCGUCGGUGGUGAUGCGACGAGUUCAUCGCAUCUGAGAAUGAGCGCCCUGACGCAGCUUGGCCCACCUGAAGGUAUGCGAUACGACGCGAUGGCACGAGUUGCAUACAAUACCGGCAUCGAAGUUGUAUGUGAUGGUGAAGCCAAGUCUUUGAUGGUCUCCUCGCGCAACGGUACGAACAGUGUCACGAUAAUAGUCGGCGCUGAAACGAACUACGACGCAAAGAAGGGAACAGCGGAGUACGACUACUCUUUCCGUGGCGAAGAUCCAGGCCCGAUCGUUGAGUCCACGACUCUCGCCGCCGCCGCCAGACCUUUGUCGGAUCUACAAGGACGUCACAUGGAGGACUUCACUUCUCUCACUGACCGCUUCACGCUAUCUCUUCCCGAUUCUUUCAACUCAUCUCAAGUACCCACAUCCGAGCUCGUCGCACGUUACAACGCCAACAUCACAGCCGGCGACCCAUACCUCGAGAGCCUGCUCUUCGACUAUUCACGAUAUCUCUUCAUCGCCAGCUCGCGACCGGGCUCUCUUCCCCCGAACCUUCAAGGACGAUGGGCCGAAAGUCUCGAACCCGCUUGGUCGGCAGACUACCAUUCCAACAUCAAUAUCCAGAUGAACCACUGGACCGCCGAUCAGACUGGUUUGACUGAUCUCCAAUCACCGCUAUGGGACUACAUGUCUGACAACUGGGUUCCACGCGGCAGCGAGACCGCCGAGCUGCUAUAUGGCGCACCCGGUUGGGUGGUUCACAACGAGAUGAACAUCUUCGGCCACACGGGCAUGAAGAGCGGAGCUGAGUGGGCGAACUAUCCGCUCUCUGCAGCUUGGAUGAUGCAGCAUGUCUUCGACCAUUGGGAUUACUCGCGCGACGAAGCCUGGUUGCGUGAUCAGGGCUACCCGCUGAUGAAGGGUGUUGCCGAAUUCUGGCUCAGCCAGCUGCAAGAAGAUCGCUUCAACAACGACGGCUCACUGGUCGUGAACCCAUGCAACAGCCCUGAGCACGGCCCUACGACAUUCGGAUGCGCGCACUAUCAGCAAUUGAUACACCAGGUCUUCGAUGCCGUCCUUUCCACUGCGCCCACCGUCAACGAAACCGACACCGCGUUCGUCACCAACAUCACCGAUUCCCUCCAACGACUCGACAAAGGCUUCGCGAUCGGUUCCUGGGGCCAGAUCAAAGAGUGGAAGCUACCCGAGGAACCCUACGGCCUAGAAUUCAUCAACGACACCCACCGCCACCUUUCCGAACUAGUAGGCUGGUACCCCGGCUACUCGAUCUCUUCCUUCCUCAACGGCUACACCGACACCGCAGUCCAAGACGCUGUUCGCCAGAAACUGUACAGCCGUGGCAACGGCAACGGCGAGGCCCUCAACCAGGCGAAUGCAGGCUGGGCGAAGGUUUGGCGCGCCGCUUGCUGGGCUCGCCUCAACGAAACGGAUGAAGCUUACUACGAGCUUAGAUAUGCCAUUGAACAGAAUUUCGCAGGGAAUGGGUUGAGCAUGUAUGAUGGAGAUAGGGUUCCGUUUCAGAUCGACGCGAACUUUGGGUUUGGAGGCGCCGUGUUGAGUAUGCUUGUUGCGGAUAUGCCGUUGGCUGCGGGGGAUAUGAGAGAGAAGACCGUGGUGCUGGGCCCGGCGAUUCCGAAGAGUUGGGGUGGCGGGAGUGUGAAGGGGUUGCGGUUGAGAGGCGGUGGGGUUGUGGACUUUGGGUGGGAUGAGGAUGGUGUGGUUUGGGAGGUGGAGGUUGAUGGGGGGUUGGACGGGGUGAGGAUUGUAGAUAAAGAUGGGAAAGUGCUCGUGGAGUAG